AUGACAGUCGGUUCUAAUGACCAGAACAUCUCAUUCUUCGCCAGCGGCGAUUACAACGAAACCUACAUCUACGGAACCGAUGGACUUUGUACAAAGGCCUACUCAUCUAGAGCAUGCGUGACAUUCCGUGGCGGCGCAUAUGAUGCAUCAGAAUCUUCUACGGACAAGUCAAUCGGCGAUCGAAAAGACAGCGAUGGCUUCAAGGCCGACUGGACAGAAGACACUCUCAGCUUUGGCGACAACACCACGCUUUCUACAUUCGGAUUCGGCGUUCCGGAACAAGAUCUCAAUCAAGCUUUCACCAGCCAGUCUCAACUUGGACUAGGCAGCAACUCGUCCUUCCUGAACGCACUCAUAUCCGCCGGUGAUAUAGGCACGAAGGCAUACUCAAUGUUUUGGGGGCUGGUCGGUGGCCCUGCGGAGAAGCAGACUCGGGGCUCGCUGAUUCUCGGUGGCUUGGACAGAUCAUUGAUCGCGGAUGAAAACGACAACUUCACGGCCCCGCUAUACCAUGGCGGUAAGUGUGGAACGGGUAUGGUGGUGACCAUUGGCGACAUCCUUCUCAACUGGCCCAAUGGUACCGAUAUGAGCGUCUUCAUGGGUUCACAAUCAGCGGCUAUGCAAGCAUGCAUCAGUCCCAGCUUUGCAGGGCUGAUGUCUCUUCCACUGAGCUACUACAACAACUUUUGGUCGCUCGCAGGUGGAACGCCACCAGAUGACAAGACGGAGGCGAGAAGCCUCGGCAUCAACUACUUCACGAUGCUCUUUGAGCCAAACAACGUUUACUACGGUGGUCUAACGAUCCAACUCCAAAACAGCGUCUCCGUAAAGAUCCCCAACACCGAACUAGUCGUUCCCGAUACAUAUAUCGCCUCCGAUGGCGCGGUUCAGACGAACACAUCGGUCCGCAACGUCGUGAUCAACUCUCUGCAAUUCGAGAACGACAACGAUCUACCAGUCCUGGGCCGCCUAUUCAUGAGCUCUGCCUACCUAAUGGUCAAUCAAGAUGCUGGGAUGUUCUCCAUCUGGCAAGCAAACACCGGAUCGAAGACUUCCGACAUCGUCGCAGUGGAUAAGCAAAACAACAUGGUCAGCGAGUUCUGCGCGAACUCUAAGGGGGGCUCGCCUAGCGCUACAUCCUUGCCCACGUCUUCCGCCACACCCCCGCCACAAAAAGAAACGUCGAAAUUAUCAGGUGGCGCGAUGGGCGGCAUAGCUGCUGACGGCGAUCAACCAGCACUGCAACGGAGGUGGCACAAGAACCAGAGUCGCAAACAGCAGAUGUAA
This is a messenger RNA of Alternaria conjuncta, 1287 nucleotides long. RefSeq lists its product as uncharacterized. The transcript has 4 exons. NCBI's taxonomy places the organism in Eukaryota, Fungi, Ascomycota, Dothideomycetes, Pleosporales, Pleosporaceae. The coding region runs from base 1 to 1287 and encodes 428 amino acids. The record is from RefSeq and is a predicted model, not a curated record.